CUGAGGUCAGCUGAGAAUGAUGACAGCUUUGUAACUAUGUCUGAUGAAAGUUUAAACAAAUCAAUUAAAUCAAAACAGGUAGACCUUCAUAUGAAACACUGGACCACUACUGAGAUUGGAACAUUUGUGGAAUUGCGCUACUAUGGAUCACAGUUUAAGCAGCCUCUAAGUUUGCCAAGUCUGACAUUAGAAACGUAAUUUUUUGACAUGGAAUAUAAUUUAUUUGAGCUUUAGGGUUUAAAUUUAUAUGCCUCUGUUAAACCACACUCCUCACAAUGUGCACAGCAUCACUUGGUGGCAACAAAAGUGGAUCUUUUAAAAUUGUUGUGCAGUUCAUGUAUAUAUGAAGUACAUUUAAAAUGGCAAGAGCUAUGUUUUUUUUUUUUUGGCCGUGAAAAUAGUAUUAUUUUUUUCUUUUCGAGGUCUUAGAAAGGUCUUAAAAAGUCUUAAUUUUGAAGUUAAAAUCUGUGCAGCAACCCUGUUUUAAACUCCUGUCUUAUUGGCCUGUCCUCAUUUUUGGGAAUUCUGGAGGUCUAAAAAAAAAUGACUUCAGUAACUUGGUGCAAUGGUGGAAAAUGGGUAAAACCAAUAUAAAGACUUUCUGGCAGCAAUACACAGCCUUUAACUUAAAUUACAAAAUCAGCAGUACAGAGACUUGAGGACGAGUUGCUUCAUGUGGAAAAGGCGAUGGUGAGCGGGGAAGAUUGCAAAGCAAUCAAAGAGGCAGAAGGAAGAAAGGGGCACUGAAUGACUUUCUGAAGGAACGCACAAGAAGUGCCCUCAAGAGCAAGAUUCACUACAGUUAAAGACAGGGAUGCCUCCAAGCUCCUUUUUUUUCAACCUAGAAAAAAAAAGAGGUCAAACGCACGAAUGAUCUAUCUCAAGGAUGAAAAAGGACAUAUUAUUACAGACCCGAAAGAAAUGAGAAAACUUGCCAUGAACUUUUAUAGAGGGCUGUACAAAGCAAUGGAAUGUGACUUAUCCUGCAUCAGGGAAUUAACCAAAAACCUACCAAAGCUGGAAACAAACAGAGCAGCUGAAUUCAGACUAGAAAUAUUAUAUAAACUAUUAAAUUCUGUCAAAAUGUUAUCCAAUAGGCUUAAGAAAUGCAUGAACACAUUAAUGCAAUGUUUUUUUUAUUUAAAUUAGAGACAUUAUUGACUUAACCAAAAGUUAUAAACAGGACAUGGGACUGCUUUCUCUUGACCAAGAAAAAGCUUUUGACAGAAUGGACCACACAUAUUUAUUCAAAAUAUUAGAAGGAUAUGGGCUAUGAGAAAAGGUAAUCCAAUGGACCAGGCUACUUUACAACAAGGUGUCUAUAAUGCUGAAGGUGGGAGGUGGGCUCAGCUACCCAGUCAUGAUAGGCAGAGGUAUCAGACAGGGAUGCCCCAUAUCAGGGCAACUCUACAGUCUGGCAACAGAACCCCUCCUGUGCAAACUGAGGACUGAAAUGCAGGGUGGUCAUCAGAAGGAAUAAAACCGAUAGCUCUCUCAGCUUAUGCUGAUGAUGCUGUAUUAUGCAUUUGAGGGGAAGAAGACAUCAGCAUUCUGAAAAAAAAAAUAGAAAUUUAUGAAAGAGCAUCAUCAGUGAAAGAGAACUGGGAGAAAUCUCAAGGUUUUUAAUGGGACAAUAGUUACGAAACAGUCCUCCAAAGCUUUCAGGAGGCCUACAGUGGAUGAGAGAAGGUUUUAAAUAUCUGGAUGUUUAUCUAGGUUCUGACAGAUACGAGGAAAUGGACUGGGAGGGAAUGGUGGAGAAGGUAUGUGCUAGGUUCUCUAAAUGGACCAGGACCCUGCCACAGCUGUCCUAUAGGGGGAGAGUUCUGGUGUCCAAUAACCUGAUCGCGUCCGUGUUAUGGCACAAGUUCCCAGCACUAGAUCCCCCAACAUCUCUUGUGAAGGAGAUACAAAAGAAAAUAGUGGACUUUUUCUGGACUGGGGAACAGUGGACCAGAGCUCCUGUGCUGUAUCUACCAGUGCAACAAGGAGGGCAGGGGCUGAUGGACAUUCCCAGCAGAAUUAAAAGCUUCAGAAUCCAGGCGGCACAGUGGCCCCUCUACCAGGGCGAGAUGAUAUGGACGGGACCAGCGAGUGCAUCACUACAGCGCAUAGAAAAGCUGGGAUACGAUAAACACCUUUUCCUGCUGAAGAUAAAAAACAUGGAUCUGUCCACAACAUCACGGUUUUAUCAAUCAGUUUUAAAUGCCUGGACUUCAAUUUUUAAGGUGGACAGGAACUUCAAGAACCUGACAGGGGCUGAACUUGAACCUUUGUUUUUUAAUCCAAGAAUAGAAACGCAGUCUCUAGAAUCACCAGCUGUAUGCUCAUUGUUUGUAAGUGCUGGAAUUAUGAAGAUCAGCUCCCUGAGAGCCAGAGGAUCAUGAAGGAAAGUGGGAGACCUAAAAAUAAUCACAAGUAUCAAGUCCAGCCGUUUCCUAAACAGAAUACUGGAGAAGAUCUUCACGAUGGUACCGGAAGAGUUUAAGGAUGCAUUGGAAGUAGACAGCGGGUCAGGUGAGGCAGAACAUCUCUUUCCCUCUGUUAACAUAUCACCAAACACAGAAGACCACAAGAAGGAGAAAGGAGAACUGCUCUCCCUAAGAAAUCUGCAAAAACCAAAAAAGUCACAGUGUGGUAAAGGUAGUGAACGUGGGGUCACUGAAAGGACUGAAGGACUCUAAGUGGUCAGGACUGUUGGGCUCUUCUCCACAAGGUCACUGGAGGUCCCUGUACAAGCCCUCUGUGGAGAAGCGUACUGCGAAUCUUCAGUGGAGGAUUGUACAUGGGGCCGUGGCCAUGACUCCACCAGAGGUAAGGAGUGUCCGUUCUGUAAUUUUAGUUAAUUUAGUUAAUUUUAUACUGCGUCAGGCAAAACUCGGCAUCUGGACAACAAGGAAAAACAAAAUGAAGGGGGAAGGAACACUGGACCCUGAGGAUAUUUUAGAAAAGCUUGUUGCCACAUGCUUAAAAAUUGAGGUUGCUUUUUAUGAACUGACCCACAACACAGACAUGUUUUAUAAAGUCUGGGGAAGAACAAAGCUUUAUGUGUUUUAAACCAAGAAGAGGGCUUGGUCUUAAACUUGUAUACAAGUGUCAUACUCUUUUACCCCCAAUCCUCCUCUUACCAUAGUAUUUAUGCCUUUAUUUAUUUAUUAGUUUUUAUUUUUUAACCUAUAAUUAUUAUUUUUUUAUAUAUAUCAUGUAAUUUUUCAGUCUCACUCUCCUUUUUCACUUGCAGUUUUACAACAUACUUGUAAACAUUACUCAUAUGUAAAAUAAAGUCAUAGUUAAAAGGCAAUGUCUCUCUCUCUCUAUUGGUGUUUAUGACUGUAUAUAUAUAUUAUUGCCAAAGCAUUGCAAGAAAAAAAACAAACAUGGAAAUGUGAGAAUAGAAAUUCAGCAUUAAUGCAAAUAGUGUCAAAUAAAUGUGUGAAAGUGUGUGAGGUUGGUUUUUCUUCACUGCCCACAUUUUAUGUUGUACGUCAACAUAAACGUUGCGACGUUACGUUAAAGCUGUUCAUCGUACGGAAGUAAAUGGAGAAAUAUAUAUUAAUUUUGCUUAAUAAAAUUUAGUUUAAUAGAGUUCGUUUUAACUUUGAAGUAAUUACAGUGGAAGAUAUCAGGUUAUUAAAUGCAUGUGAAAAAUGAAUUAUUCACAUUGACAUUAAUAUGAAAAUGAGCCACUGUAUGAAUGCGUAAACAUAAUCCUGAGUAAGUGCAAUUUACGCAGCGUAACACUGCCCGAACGCGUCCCCCCAUUGAUUAUCUAUCAGGAGUCAGAGGCCGUCAUGCUUACUGAUAUUAUUUCAACUUUUACCAGCCACAACAUCAACUAAGUCGUGGCAGAACUGAAAAAUGUUGGCCGCUCAGCCCGACGCCCGCUAACGCGAGUGGCCCCUCUAUGGGAAAAGAAGUAGGAAGCACCGGUUUACCUGAAAGUUAAAGACCUGCACGGACAGAGGCAUCCCCUCCUUUCUGUCUCUGAGAGACGGAGCUCGCGAACGCGAUCACAUCCGGGGCACGGCAGUUCACGUAGGCGGCGCGUCCCCGUGACACUGCGGAGUCGGCGCGUGCUCAGGGUCCCGCGUGGUUUGAUGAGGAUGGACGGCACUGAGGAGUGCCAGGCAGGCCCUGGUGGUUGAGGCGUUUCCUGGAAGGAUGCUGUUCUCCCGCGUUGGUGUCAGCAAGCUCUGCUUCCUGCUCUCCCUGGCCUUCUGCGCCUUCCUCCUGCUCCUGAUCCCUGGCCUGCAGCUGCCCCUCCGCCAUGUGGAGAUCCCCAAGCCUCGGCCUCACUCCCAGUCCCCCGCCGGCGAUGCGGGGCGACCCGGCCAGCUGCUGGGCCUCGCCACGGGACUCCACCUGAACAUCAGGGCCUCGGCGGCGGGGGACACCGGCGCUACGCCACCAAGCAGAACCCUGCGCUCCGGGGAGGCUGAUUCCAGCAGCUCAGCUGUGGGCUCUGGUGGUACCUUUGCCAGAAACGGACAGAACAGUCUUCAGGCUCUGGAUGGGGAUGCUCGCCGAGCGGGUCCAGUUCGGUCCCAUCUCAGGGAUCAGCUGCAGCUGGGUGACAUUUUUAUUGCUGUGAAAACUACCAAGAAAUACCACAAAUCCCGGCUGGACCUGCUCUUCCAGACCUGGGUCUCCAAAGCAAAGGAGCAGACGUUUAUAUUCACAGAUGGAGAAGACGGGGAGCUUAGGAGGAAAGCAGGGGACAACGUUAUAAACACCAACUGCUCCGCUGCACACACCCGACAGGCGCUGUGCUGCAAGAUGUCCGUGGAGUACGACAAGUUCAUCGAAUCGCAGAAAAAGUGGUUCUGUCACGUGGACGACGACAACUACGUGAUCCUUCCCAGCCUUCUGCGGUUGCUCCAGGCCUAUUCCCACACGCAGGACGUCUACCUGGGCCGGCCCAGCCUGGACCAUCCCAUCGAGGCGGCCGAGCGGGUUAAGAGCGACGGAUCAGUGUCUGUAAAAUUCUGGUUUGCGACCGGAGGGGCUGGAUUCUGUAUCAGUAGGGGGUUGGCGCUGAAGAUGAGUCCUUGGGCUAGCCUGGGAAACUUCAUCAGCACAGCAGAGAAGAUUCGUCUCCCCGAUGACUGCACCAUCGGCUACAUCAUCGAGGCGCUUCUGGAGGUCUCCAUGACUCACACGUGGCUCUUCCACUCCCACCUGGAGAACCUGCAGAGGCUGCCUGCCAACUCAGUGCUCAGACAGGUGACCCUCAGCUAUGGCGGGUACGAGAACCGGAGGAAUGUGGUCAGCAUCGGUGGGGGCUUCUCCCUGGCAGAGGACCCGUCACGGUUUAAAACAGUCCAUUGUCUCCUCUACCCAGACACCAAUUGGUGUCCCAGUAAAAAGCGGCCCUGACCUCCGUGAAGUGUGCCAGUCUGGGUGCUUUGAGCUGCACUCUUGUCUUCUGUAAUUUGCUCUUGACUGAGCGCUCCCUCCUUCCAGCUCUUUCCAGGAGGAUCUGUGUGCCCGCCGCCUGGGUCCGUUGUCUCGGCCUGAAAGGGUGUCGCACUUGCCUGUGCUUUAAUUGCAAAUUCAGCUGUUUGCAGCUGCAGCCAAAACACAGCAACAGGGAAAGUGGAUGAGUGAUAGAACUAUUUAUUUAUGCUGAACUUGUCCGUGGUUCAAUAUUUCAAAACCAUAUAGAAUAAUACAAGGUUUUUAAGCUUAAAGGUUAAGGCAGAGGAAAAUGUCUGGUCUCUUGUCUUAAGAAUAAAAAUAUCUUAUUGACUAAGUUAAGAAUACUUGGUCUAUAUAAUAUGCAGCCCUCUGAAGUCUUGUGAUUGUUAUUGUUCUGCUUUUAAUAUUGUUCUAUUAGACAGGCUGUUGUGUUAAAUAUACAAAGGAUAUACUGGACUGUCUUACCUGAUCAGUAUUUUUUGUCUAGCUAUCACAUUUAAGAUAAAUUAAGGAACAGAAUGCUGAAAUCAGAAAUUUCUGUUUGUAAUUUACAAUUUGCACGCUAUUCACUUCCAUGAACUGCAAGCUUUUGUCAUGUUUUAAACGUGCAAUGUAUUAUUUUUUUUUUGUUGAGAUUUUCACUUUGACCUUGAACAUUCCUGCAGCACAAACCCAAAGGUACGCAUUUCACUGCAGGCCAGUGAAACUGAGGAUUGCACCUCUGAUUUUUUUCUAUUUUAUCCCAUUUUAUUACUCUUUCUGUUGUACAUCUUUUGCAUUUAAUAAAGUGUAGCAGAAUGCCAGGUGCGCUCCUUCA
Messenger RNA from Paramormyrops kingsleyae, 6235 nucleotides. It is a transcript of the gene rfng, whose product is annotated as RFNG O-fucosylpeptide 3-beta-N-acetylglucosaminyltransferase. Gene Ontology annotation, molecular function: glycosyltransferase activity. Gene Ontology annotation, cellular component: membrane. Lineage: Eukaryota; Metazoa; Chordata; Actinopteri; Osteoglossiformes; Mormyridae. The record is from RefSeq and is a predicted model, not a curated record.